This is a messenger RNA of Emiliania huxleyi CCMP1516, 1191 nucleotides long. RefSeq lists its product as hypothetical. The record is from RefSeq and is a predicted model, not a curated record. NCBI's taxonomy places the organism in Eukaryota, Haptophyta, Isochrysidales, Noelaerhabdaceae. The coding region runs from base 1 to 1191 and encodes 396 amino acids. Gene Ontology annotation, cellular component: membrane. Gene Ontology annotation, biological process: potassium ion transmembrane transport. The transcript has 5 exons. Gene Ontology annotation, molecular function: voltage-gated potassium channel activity.
AUGGCGUCCAGUGGCGCCUCGAGCGGGACCUCCUCCAGCCUCGCUCCGGAGGAGAAGGGCGCUGCCGAGCCCAGUCAGAGCAGAUCUGCGAACGCGCACAGCACAGCGAGCAUCAUCUUUUCAGAGCCUUCGCACCGGCGACACGGUCGGCUGAACUUCCAUUGGGUGCUGCGGCUGAAUCAGCGCGCCGUGCCGGCGCUGCGCGUCCUCACAAACUGGAAGGUCGAGACGUACAUUCAGGAGCGGAGAGCGGCCGGGUGCGUCUCGAGCCGCGACCGGCUCUACCGGUUCCUCGCCUCGCCGACGUCGUCCGGCAACGCGCUGAUGUUUGCGCUGCUCAUCCUCGCCGUCUCGUUCGCCUCCAUCAUCACCUUCGGCGUCGAGUCUCACCAGCACUCCAAGCAGGUCUCGUCGGCGCUCGAGCUGUACGGCGAGAAUGCGACCGCCAUCGAGGAGCACCUCGGCAGCCUCACGCCGCCGUACGAAGAGCCGCUCUUCGCCUGGAACUGCGUGCUGGCCGCCAUGUUCACCGCCGAGCUCGCGCUGCGCCUCGCCACCUACCCCACCCCGCUGCGAGACUCGGAGUUGUGGGUCGAUGCUCUCGCCCUGCUCCCGCUGAUCCUCCGCAUCGCCUGCGCCUCCACCCCCGAGGGGGACCUCUUCUACGAGUCCGCGCUAGAGAUGCACAUGCUCGGCUGCCGCAUCCUCGGCCAGACCCUGACCGAGUCCUUCACCGCCCUCCUCAUCCCAACCUACUUCCUCUUCAUGCUCGUCACACUCUUCGGCGACUUGUGCACGCACCUCCCUCCUCCCUACCCCGUCACCGCACGCUGCUGUUCGCGCUCGAGUACGCCCCGCACGCACUCUGCCGCCGGCGACCAGCAGCGGCCCAUGUACGACCCCUACGCAGAGCGGGACGGCCCUCGCGUCCUCGACAUCCCCACCGCCUGGUACCUCAUCCUCGUCACGAUGGCCACCGUCGGGUACGGAGACUUCUCGCCGCAGACCGCCGGCGGCAGGAUCCUGAUGGGGCGCGCGCGUGAGCUCGCCCUGAUCGCCGAGGAGAUCAAGCUGAGGCUGCUGUGGCGGGGGCGCAGCCUGCACGACGUGCUGCAGGCGUUUGAGGACUUUGACUCGGACCGCGACGGCAGCCGCACCUGCCCCGAGGUUUGGCUGGCCGCUGCCUUUUGA